Molecule: messenger RNA, 668 nt
Organism: Dermacentor albipictus
Lineage: Eukaryota; Metazoa; Arthropoda; Arachnida; Ixodida; Ixodidae
Source: RefSeq, a predicted model, not a curated record
UUGAGGCGCCAUUGCUGGCCGGAAUGCUGUUCCAAGACCAUGCAGCGUGUCGCAGUGGCUUAGCACUGCUUUCUGCACGCGGUGACGCAACUGGGCCCAGCCAACUGCUCCUGACGUCGCUAAAGGUCAUGGACAGGGAAGUAUUGAGGUUCCUGAUGUUUGCCGGCGAGCAGUUCGAGGACGCCCUCGAGUUGCUCGAGAGGGCCGCCUUUGUCGCCCGGGAAGUAAUGAAGAUGCCUUUACUGCUCGACCCAUGUACGCAACAAAACGAAGGAGGUGCCCGCUGCUGGAUGUUGACUCACGCGGAAAAGUUGAACGAGCUCCUGAACCCCUUCGGCAUUGACUUUGACGAACUGCGCGAAGGCAGCCUAGACUUCAACAUGAUACGUGACGAUCCCAUGGCUUCGUACGACCCCAAAGCUGCGGUGCUCUUCUUGGCUACAUUGUGGUUUCUGCGCGAGCACCGCUGUUUCUCGGGCGUCCGCCUGAAUGUGUCAGUGCUGGAGCACUUUCGCCCGGUGCAGUUCCUGCAACACAUCACGUUCUCCAAGCGUGUUGUCACAGUCCACCUGACCGGCGUCGAGGGAAUCGAGCUCCCGUUGGAAGUGUGCCCUCUGGUUCGGUUUCUCGACCAAACGGAGCUGCUUACGUGGAACCUAGUGGCCUAG